CCUCACUCUUCACCCUCCACAACACCGGUACCGGAUUCUAAACCUCAGAAUGCACUUGGUUCACCGCGACCUGGUCGUAAUUCCAGGGGUUUGUCCUCAGUUGCAGAUUCCGCUGUUCCCCUUUCAAUGCCACCUCCUAGACAAACCAAAACACUUGCUGCCAUGCGAGAGAAAAUGCGCGCAAAACGUAUGCUGAAAGAGGCGGAGCGAAAUCCCUCUGGAUCGGGGUUUUAUUCACUCCCUGGAAGCAUGACACCUCACCCAGCAAGUGGGGCCUGCGGCUACUUUCAUCAGCCUACUGGAUACCCAUCUUCAAGCAAUGGUUUUGGUAGUCCGUUACUUCCAUCUGUCGGCUAUGCUACUCGAUCUCAAGCAGCUGUUGGUCAAGCGGUCUCUCUAACAACUCAGCUUUCAGCUUCAGCAGCAGUCACAAAGUUCUUAGUAGGCUCUUCCCAAAAUCGUCCAUCCACCACAACGCGGGCGUUCUUUGUUGAUGGCGACAAUUUGUCUGAAGCUGUGGCUUUGCUUCAGAGCCUCAAUCCAAAGGCGACCAUUACACAACAGCAAUUUUUACUUAUCCCAAGUUCGAACAAAUCACAAAUGUUUCUGUGCCCUACUCCAUCAACGUCGACUCCUAAUAUUCUUUCUGUCCCAGUAUCCACUUCCGCCCCAUCGUCCACGACUCAAACUAAUGGAACUAGUGCGCCACUCCCGAGUGCGACGCAAGUGUCUUUAUCGGCAAAAAACAGCCCGAACCAAACCGUCGUACCUACAGCCAACUUUUCUGGUAUCCGACAGCUUUCAGUUAGUUCACUGAAUGCGAUGUCCAACCAAGUUGCUGCUAACCAGCUAGUACCGAAUGCCACCACAUCUGUGACAGGAUUGGAUUCGGCUCACAGUUUGCAUUCAAAGGCUGCUAACGUGGUCUUACCGACAAUGGGUAAUAAUCCAAUCACCUCAUCUAAUACCCAAGGCUCACGGUCCUUAAUAUGCACUAAGUCCGUUCCGAGCUAUCCUCAGCCUGCCACUCCGAACGUCGUUCAUUUGAAACCACAAACAAAACCUGUUAUUGACCACGUACCGGAUCGUUCGCUCAACAAAGCUACAGUUGUCGUACCCAGACGCACUGUGGCUCCCGUUUCCAAACCGCUAACGGAAACAGUUUAUGCAACACCAGUGACUCAAUCCCAGAUCGCAUUCUCCCUAAUUGCACCCGGAUCCUCUGUGUUGAACAGUGAAACCCCUGUAAUGUUUGUAUCCGAAACCCAUCCGAACACUUAUUCUCGUCAGCUAAAUUUGAGUGCGGUUCAAUCAUCAGUGGCAUCGCUCGAUCGGAGCCAAACGUUAGUCAGUUCCAUCGGCACUGUAGGUCCUGCAUCUAUCGCCCCAAACGCAGGCCCCGCUCAUACGGCCGCUUCAGCGCAGAUGACGGUGAUCAAUCCAGCGCAGCUGACCUCUUGUGAUCUUCAUCUGCAGCCACAAACUCAGCAACGAAUACAUUCAGUUCCUACUCAGCUUCAUUGCGCCUCUUCUGUUGCUCCUGAACAAACCGUUCAAGCUGUCCGGGCUACAUCUAUAUCUUAUGCAAGCAACAUAGGUCCAGGUCUGUUUGAUCCAUUCUAG
Messenger RNA from Echinostoma caproni, 1623 nucleotides. The record is from the annotation of a GenBank genome assembly. Lineage: Eukaryota; Metazoa; Platyhelminthes; Trematoda; Plagiorchiida; Echinostomatidae.